Molecule: messenger RNA, 849 nt
Organism: Saccostrea cuccullata (small rock oyster)
Lineage: Eukaryota; Metazoa; Mollusca; Bivalvia; Ostreida; Ostreidae
Exons: 1
Coding region: 1-849 (282 amino acids)
Biological process (GO): retrotransposition
Cellular component (GO): ribonucleoprotein complex
Molecular function (GO): single-stranded RNA binding
Source: RefSeq, a predicted model, not a curated record
AUGCGCGAUACUCUUUCAGUGAUAUGUAACAAGCUAGAAUAUGUGUCAUCAAAGCUAAAUACCCUGGAUCAAAUAGAUAAAAGGUUAAAUGACCUUGAGCGUAAUGUAAGCAAUGUAAACCAAGAACUGAAAGAAUUGAAAAACAUGAAAGUAAAAGUUGAAGACAUUGAGAAGGGCAUGAAUCACAUCUCACUGCAGUACGACGAACAACAAAAGGCUGUCAAGGAAAUCGAACGGACAGUGAAAGAUAUAGACAAAAGGUCGACAUCAACAUUGAAAGAAAAUGAAGCGAUGCGUGAAGAACUCGAGGCAGUACGGUCAGACUUGUGUGACCUUAAAGAACGUCACCUAGAUCUACAGACACGGUCUAUGAGGGACAACCUAAUAUUUGAAGGGAUAGCAGAAACUCAGGAAGAAGACGCAGAGGAUUUGAUAAAAGAAUUCAUUAAGACCGAGAUGAAUAUCACAGACAAAAUUGAUUUCCACCGGGUGCAUAGAAUGGGUAGGAAGGGUGGAACCCGACCACGACCGAUAAUUGCCAAAUUUGUGCUGCACAAGGACCGAGAAAGAGUCAGGCGAGCAGCCCCUGGAUCCUUAAAUGGCAAGCCAUAUGGAAUUAACGAACAAUUCCCGAAAGAAAUUAACGAUCGACGUAAGCAAUUAUACCCCCAAUACAAAGCUGCCAAAAGACAGGGCAAAAGGGCUUCACUAGUCGUCGACAAGCUUUACGUGGAGGGUCAACUGGUACCAUUUCAGAACGACCAUUCGAGAGAUCGAAUCCCAGCAUUUGAAAACCGCGCCGCGCCGCCGACAGCGCAUAGAAAAUUCAGAUAUGCGGAAGCGCACUAG